CUUGACUUCGACAGCCAAGUCUGCUGAUCUGACAACUGUUCUGUCGCUUUGCCACCGACCGCCCCUUUAUCCGCUACUCAAUUUCUCAAGAGUUGCAAGGCUCUGCAUACCAAACAAGACCACUUGAUCCUGCACUGAACGAAACGAACUUUAAAUCCAAUUCUCACCGAAAAAUAUGUUUGCUUCACUUUGUCCGUAUUUUAGCUCUUUCACACUCUGAAGAAGAGGUUUCUUCUCAAGUUUUGAAGACAGGGUGCUAAGUGGAUUGGACUUGUCCAGAGCAAGAGAGCGAGCAAGAGAGAGACAGAGAGCGAGGGGAGGGGAGGGGAGGGUGAAUCUAAUCCCCCUAAUCCAGGAGGCAUCCAAUCCUGGAGAAGCCCUCUUUUCCUCAGAAGACACAGACAAAAUAGUGUGACAGAUUACGACACACCAAUUAACUGUUUUCCUCCCCCAAAAAAUCUUCCCCCAUCCUUUCACAGAUUAAGUUGAAGGACUAUAACGUGUGGGGUCUUGGAAACAAAUCUGUACACUGAAGACCAAAAACAAAGGAUAAAAGCUUGGCGAGUUUAAUCGUGAGGACCAAGAGCAAAGUCUGGACAUCUUGUGGAAUUUGUAACACUUCUCGGGAUAAAAGCUUUUGACGUUGGGAAAUGGUGGACUUGUCUUGCUCAACGCUUCUACUGAGAGCUGUGUGUCUUCACGCAUCUCCUUUUCCCUUAUCAUCUCCAAAGACUCCACAGGAUCAUUGAUUGGAUAGUGAGGCUGACUAGAUUUGUUUGGUGUUUAUGUGUUCGCCCUAUUAUACAAUAUAUGAUGUGUGCCACUGCUAGUCACCCAUUAUAGACACCUAUAUAUUUACUUAUAGAAAAUAUGAGCAAGUGAGUCAGAUGAUCAAGCUGAGAUGUUAAUAUCACUGCGUAGUCCAUUGCUUUAAGAUAGCCUUUAGGGUUGGGAUUCACAGCUUUCAUUUGUCAUAUGUGGUUUGUGUGUUUCUUUGACUGGCUCCAGUGCCUUUAAACAAAAGAAGUGGUAUUGUUCUCCAGUGAAAAUAGCAUUUCUCAACAGUGUAGUAGUUAGACCUUGUAGGGGCACGGAGAUUUACUGUCUUUACUGUCUUGAUUGUUGCUGUAUUCAACAUCCAGACAAGAUAGUUCAGAAACAGAGAACACUGAAGGCACUGAAAAAAACUCCCACCUUAAGCAAAAAGGUGCUUUUAAACCUUCAAAAAUCCUAAUAACUUUCCAAAGUUAUUUAAAUAUGAUGAGAGUUUGACACACAGAUUGAUCUUAUGAUACCAACGUUCUUAGGCCAGAGAGCACGUUCAGGAAAGAAUUUUUAUGACGUUUGCAUAGAGUGCUGAAAUAUUGACUCUUGUUUUACAAGUUGCUUGUAAAAGGUAAGCGGCGUGAUUAGUGUCUAGACAGGAGGGAUGUUUGUAAAUAAGGCCUAGCCGAGAUCUGGCAACAGUAAUUCUGAUUUUCUGUGUGCUUCAGGACACUGUGGGGAACUACAUAAAAGGGAGAAUCGAGAUGAAUUGCUGAAAUUGGCAUUCACCGCAUUCUCUGAGGGGUAAACAAGUAAUUUGGGAGUGCUGAGGUACUUAUGUGGAGGAGAGAGACUUUGUAGGUGCCAUGAUUAUAGCCUCUUGGCAGUGCUAUUCAAUGCAUUUAUAUACUGUUGAGAUCCAUUUAACUCAGCGUAAGCUCUGAGUGGCAGUGGAGUGGAGUGCUCAAUCAGUCUGCAGCGCAAUCAGUCCGCACGUCCUCAUAUGACAUAGAUGAUAGGCCUGGGGUCUUUGGUAGCCUCAAUCAGUUUGUAAGAAAAGUUGGUGUAUUUCAGGACUGUAUGUACUUGGCCCCAUUUUAUGUUUUUGACACCACAGACUGUCUAAACUGAGUGGCAGGGGGAUUUUUGAUACUUUUAAUGACUACACAAGGCUAAAGUGGUAGACACACUACUACUGCAUGAUCUACUUUCCAGGGAACUCUAGCAGAAUAUUGUGAGUGUAGGCUAUUUUACCAGUAAAAGCUGAAUGGAUUUCUCUCCCAUUUUUUGAGAAAGACGGGUUGUAGAUUUCCUGUGCAUUUCCUUGGAAUUAAGGGCUAUAGUCGGUGCCCUGGAGGAUCGGCGUGAUAAGAGUAUAUUUAUAUAAACUGGUUCAGCCAUGAGUCUGGGCAAACUUCCAGGGAUUAAGGGACUGGUGUCAAGCUCGCAGAGCAAGCGACGCUUCAAGAGCGACCUCUCUGUGGACAUGAUCAGCCCACCAAUGGGGGACUUUCGCCACACCAUGCACGUGGGCCGCGGCGGUGACGUCUUCGGUGACACGUCCUUCCUCAGCAAUCACGGUGGUGGUGGUGGCGGCGGUGGCGGCGGUGGAAGCGCGGGGCGUCCCGAGUCACCGUCAGGCUCCACCAAGACCACCCGAUUCUUCUCCCGGACCCUGCGCCACGUCCGCAAGGUCCCGCCGCCACGCAUGAGGGGGGGCUCGAGGGACUUGUCGCUGCCACCGCCGCCCAUCUCGCCCAUCAUCAAGAACGCCGUCUCACUGCCCCAGCUCAACAUGGACCUGGGCAACGGCUCUGUGCAGAGGGCCCUGUUCCCCAGCUCCCUCAGCUCACCGGCGGACUCCCUCUACUCCUACGGUUUACAGUCUGGCUUUGUCACCCUACCCCGCCUAUCUCGCCUUGACAAACAGUCCCAAGACUCCUACGGGACGCUAUCCCCAGACUUCCGCCACGGCUCUCUCCCGGACAACAGCAGCCUGACGCGGUCAGACUCCCUAUCCUCCUUCACCGUUGACCUGGGCCCCUCUCUAAUGAGCGAGGUCCUGGGGAUGAUCGACAGCCCCACCAACAGCCACCGCUGGGACAAAGGCCACAAUGACAGCGAGCUGGACGAGGAGCGCAGUGUGUUUGAGUCGGUCACAGAGAGCCCCAUCAGGUAUCCUGCCAGCGCCGGCGCAGAGGACUCGCCCUACAACGGCAGGGGGCGCUCGUACAGCCAGGAAUGGGGUUCCGAGACGCCCAACGGGGACGAGGUGAACAGCAAUGGUUCGGCGAGGGCCACUCCAGACGCCUCCUUGUGGUCUCCGGCACGGGAAGAGCCAGCCAUUGAAGCGGGGCGGUUUCAGCAGGCUGUGGACGUCCUUGCUCGUCACUAUGGAGGCGGCAGCCAGGUGAAAGGGAGGCGAUGUAGCAAUGAGCCAUACAGCUCUCCAACAUUCAGCCACAAGAGAGAUUCGUGCACCUACCCAGAUGACGAGGAAGAGAUAAAGGUCUAAAUAAAUCAGAAGCAGAGAUAAACAUUUUGUGGUCAGGUAGUACACAAAACACUCAGCCACAGGAGAGAAUUGCGCACUUACCCAGACGACAAAGAAGAGAUGAAGGUGUAAAUAAAUCAGAAGCAGACAUAAACAUUUUGUUGUCAGGUAGUACGCAAAUGUCAUUACAACAUAUGACACCUGGAACUAAAAGCGUGGAGUGCAAGGUUCCAUAAACUGGUUUAUGAACAUUUCAUUUUUCAGGUGUAAGUCUCAGUAGUCAUACAAUAAUGCUUGUCCAUGAGGUAGGAGAGGUCAUUAACACAGCAAAGUUGGAAGUAUUUCACUUCUUUCUUAUGUAUGAUUUCUUAAAAAGAUAAAAUAUGGUAUUAUUUCAAAUACCAGAAAAGUGGCCUGAGGACAGUAGGUUGCCUAACCUAAACCAAAUUCAUCACUGCUUCUGUUUAUAUUAGAAACAACUUUACGUAAAAAAGAAUGAAUUAAAUAAGAAUAUACUCAAUAAUAAUGUAUAAUGUACAAUGUCAAAUAACAUUUUGACAACUAAAGAUGAAACAAAAUGAAGGAAGGCCAUGUUUUCACAGGAUAAAACUAUGUACAGAACUUAACACUUUCCUCAAAACAAGGCAAACAAGGGAAGGAGCAUGAACGGCAUUCAUGUGGUGUUAUUUACCAAUCCACCUACCAAUGACUCACGGGCAACAGUGAAGUGGGCGCUUACUGCCUCACAGAUGUAUACAGUAUGUUUGGAAACUCACCUGGAAUGAGGAAAAGCACAAUCUGUACUUAUUCCCCUUUUUAUACAGUGUGCAUCAUGUAUUGUUGUAUGUAUAUAUAUAUAUAUAUAUAUAUAUAUAUAUAUAUAUAUAUAUAUAUAUAUAUAUAUAUAUAUAUAUUGUUACUUUAUUACCAUGUCGACAUUAUGAUGUUUCUCUAAUAACUGGAUGUAAUUCUUUCCCCCAAAAGAAAUAAAAAUAAAAAAACGGAUUCAGAUACAGAUAUUCCCACCCUCUAACACUUAACAAAUUCACUAAGGGCUGGUCCCAGUCCUGGAGUAAAUGUCAUGGUGGAUUUUGGGAAAUGUAGGGCCAUUAGUACAAGUGAAGAGGUCUGCAAGAACUAAAACGUACUGACUAGAUGAGUACUAGUGUUGAAUAUGCAAAACAUUUUACUGACAUAUUUUCUAAACUGUCAUAAUUAAAUCAUAUAAUAUUGAUUUUUGAUUAUUUAUUUUUUAAUCCAAAUAUACACAAUAACAACACAUAUGUAACAUGAAGACCCAUUUAAACAUGACACAUCUGUGUACUGACACAAUUAAACGUUUAUGUACUUAAAAACAGCAAAGAAUGCUGUUUAUUGUAUGCUGGCUAAAGUGUGAUGUUUUAAAACAACCGCAGAAGUGAUGGUAAACAUAUUCUUAACACUG
Alosa sapidissima (American shad) is the source of this 4703-nucleotide messenger RNA. RefSeq names its product CDC42 effector protein (Rho GTPase binding) 1b (gene cdc42ep1b). Bases 2165 to 3280 code for a protein of 371 amino acids. The transcript has 3 exons. NCBI's taxonomy places the organism in Eukaryota, Metazoa, Chordata, Actinopteri, Clupeiformes, Clupeidae. The record is from RefSeq and is a predicted model, not a curated record.